CAGUCAUUGGUGUCUAUAGCGCCCUCUAUCGAUACCAUUCCGAAAUUCGGAGGUGUACCCGAACGCAGCAUCAUUCGUGUGUCCACUGUCUCGUGAGUAGCUGCUAGCUAGCACGUUAGUUGACGCUAAAUAACCGGAGCCGGAGUACAGACGCAAGAUGGCAGAGAAUGACGUUGAUAAUGAACUUCUGGACUACGAGGAGGACGAGGAGCCCCAGGGACUCCCAGAGAGCGGUACCCCUGCCAACAAGAAGGAGGUGAAAGGGUCCUAUGUAUCCAUCCACAGCUCGGGAUUCAGAGACUUUCUCCUCAAACCAGAGCUGCUCCGCGCCAUUGUUGACUGUGGUUUUGAACAUCCUUCAGAAGUUCAACAUGAGUGUAUUCCCCAAGCUAUCCUUGGCAUGGAUAUUCUGUGUCAGGCCAAGUCUGGUAUGGGAAAAACGGCUGUGUUUGUGUUAGCCACGCUGCAGCAAAUUGAACCUGUGGAUGGCCAGGUGUCUGUUCUUGUGAUGUGCCACACACGUGAACUGGCCUUCCAGAUUAGCAAAGAGUACGAGCGCUUCUCCAAGUACAUGCCCAGUGUCAAGGUGUCUGUGUUCUUCGGCGGCCUGGCUAUCAAGAAGGACGAAGAUGUCUUGAAGAAGAACUGCCCUCACAUUGUUGUAGGAACCCCCGGCCGCACACUGGCCCUCAUUCGUAACAAGACUCUCAGUGUGAAGAACAUCAAACACUUUGUGCUUGAUGAGUGCGAUAAGAUGCUGGAGCAGCUGGACAUGAGGCGGGACGUGCAGGAAAUCUUUAGACUGACGCCUCACGAGAAGCAAGUUAUGAUGUUCAGUGCAACACUAAGCAAGGAGAUCCGUCCAGUCUGCCGCAAGUUCAUGCAGGAUCCCAUGGAGGUGUUUGUGGACGAUGAGACCAAACUGACUCUGCACGGCUUACAGCAGUAUUACUGCAAGCUGAAGGACAGCGAGAAGAACAGAAAGCUGUUUGACCUUCUGGAUGUACUCGAGUUUAAUCAGGUGGUGAUCUUUGUCAAGUCUGUGAAUCGUUGUGUUGCCCUGUCCCAGCUGCUGGUGGAGCAGAACUUCCCUGCUAUAGCCAUCCACAGGGGGAUGACACAGGAGGAGAGAUUAUCCCGGUACCAGCAGUUUAAAGACUUCCAGAGGCGGAUCUUGGUGGCCACCAACCUGUUCGGCCGAGGCAUGGACAUCGAGAGAGUCAACAUUGUCUUCAACUACGACAUGCCUGAGGAUUCUGAUACAUACCUUCACAGAGUGGCCCGGGCAGGCAGGUUUGGAACCAAAGGCCUGGCCAUUACCUUUGUUUCAGAUGAAGCCGACGCCAAGACCCUGAAUGAAGUCCAAGACCGCUUUGAGGUCAAUGUAGCUGAGCUACCUGAUGAGAUCGACAUCUCCUCCUACAUUGAACAGUCCAGAUGAGUCUGCCGUCUGCUACCAGUAAACACUGUCCGUGAUGACUGUUGUUGUUACUAUAUUGUUGGCAUAAGGGGAAAACUGAAGAAAAAUCCAUAUUUGUUUAAAUAUACCCCUUCCAACAUAAAUGUAGUCAAGUUCAAAAGGCAUUUUUUUAAUUUUCCUUGUGUCUUUGCAGAGUGCUUGUUUUAGUGUUUACCUUGUUGAAACCAUAUUUUCAAAAUAUUGUUUUGGUUAAAUAAAUACAUUUUUUGUAACUUA
Molecule: messenger RNA, 1696 nt
Organism: Girardinichthys multiradiatus
Lineage: Eukaryota; Metazoa; Chordata; Actinopteri; Cyprinodontiformes; Goodeidae
Product: ATP-dependent RNA helicase DDX39A
Exons: 10
Coding region: 158-1441 (427 amino acids)
Biological process (GO): mRNA export from nucleus; mRNA splicing, via spliceosome
Molecular function (GO): RNA helicase activity; ATP binding; RNA binding
Source: RefSeq, a predicted model, not a curated record